Oncorhynchus keta (chum salmon) is the source of this 1629-nucleotide messenger RNA. It is a transcript of the gene ahsga, whose product is annotated as alpha-2-HS-glycoprotein 2. Bases 145 to 1290 code for a protein of 381 amino acids. The transcript has 7 exons. The record is from RefSeq and is a predicted model, not a curated record. Lineage: Eukaryota; Metazoa; Chordata; Actinopteri; Salmoniformes; Salmonidae. Gene Ontology annotation, molecular function: cysteine-type endopeptidase inhibitor activity. Gene Ontology annotation, biological process: negative regulation of endopeptidase activity. Gene Ontology annotation, cellular component: blood microparticle; extracellular matrix; extracellular region.
GGACAUGUGUUUACCUUGGCUCUGUGGUGAAGUUUAAAGUACAGGCUAUAUACCAGGGCAUAUGGACUCAGUCGUUCUUGUAGUGUACCCCUGUCAUUACCUGCUACAAUACUUCCAUCCUCUCGCCCUGUCCUAACCCUCCUGAUGAUGAGUCGCCUGGGUAUAGCCUUGGUUUUGGGGCUGCUGACGGGGGCACGGGCCCAGUUGUUGCUGCAUAAUGUGACCCAUCCGCCCUGCGACUCGCCCGACGUGAAAGCUGCAGCCCUGGUGGCCCAGGAUUACCUCAACGGCCAGCACACGCACGGCUACAAGUACGCCCUGAACCAGAUCGAUAACAUCAAGAUCCUAACCAAGCCUGAUGGAUCAGAGAUCUAUCUGAUGGAAGUGGACCUACUGGAGACCACAUGUCACGUUCUGGACCCUACACCUGUCGCCAACUGCACCGUCAGGCCGAAAGUAGUCACAGCAGUGGAGGGAGAUUGUGAUGUGGUACUAAGAAAGGUUGGAGGAGUUAUGUCUGUCACAGCUUUCAAGUGUAAAACUGAAGAAUCAACGGAGGACCUCUGUGUGGGCUGUGCCUCACUCCUUCCCCUUAACGACACUGCAGGCCUGGCCAUGGUCUCUGCCUCGCUGGUCACCUUCAACAACAGGACAGGCAAAGAGUCAUUGUUUGCGAUCAUGGAAGUCGGACGCAUGUCAACUCAGGUUGUGUCUGGUGGCGCUAGAUACUUGGCAGAAUACGUUAUAGUAGAAACUAACUGCACUGCUGAUGACAGUGAUGACAACUGUGUGCCGCUGACCACUGCUAUGGCACAACGUGGCUUUUGCCAAGUGGCUGGUGUGAGUUCUUUACACUCAAUCCAGUGCAAUAUAUUUGCUGCAACUUCAAUGAUGCCUAUCGUGGACACCAAUGGCACAGUCCCGGUGCCUGCGCCAGUGGUCCACGUACACGCUGGUAACCUCCCCAAGGUCCACGGCCUGAGGCACCACAAACUCACCGCCCUCCACGACCCCGACCUCAGCGGCCUUCUGUCUGCCGAGUCUGGCGAGUCUGGCGAGUCCGAGGAGUCCAUAGUGCCUGUGGUCCCCGUGGUGGUCCCUGUGGUCCCCGUGGUGGUGGUCCCUGUGGGUACCGAAGCGCCCCCUGUGUUCGUAGUCGAUCCAGUUGUAGGCACGGACGCACCUGUUGUAUCUGGGGUGGUGAAGAGGGAAGCCCCAGACAGCCCAGCUAUUGUGUCUGCACUUAUUGCACCUGUGCCAGUGUGUCCAGGGAAGAAGAAUUUUUUCUGAGAAGCGAUCAGAUUUUACAAAGCACAGACUCUUUAAUGUCGCAGUCAUCGAACUGCAUGCGUUGGGCCCACUGCAUGAUCAGAGAAUACCACAUAAGGGCUUGAGUCUGCUUUUCAUUGUGCUUUUACAAGACCUUCCUCAUUAAUUGGUUAGGCAGAGAUUUACUACAUCUUUACUAGCUAUUUGUUCAGGGGGGUGUGUCAUGGUUCUAAACAUGUGGGAGUUACAAGUAAGGGUUAAAAUGUAGGUAAUAACGGUUAAUUUACUACGCUCAAUGUGCAAUGGCUGUAUGUACUCUGAACUGCUCUGUAUCUAGGGGUAAUAAAGAAUUACAUUUUA